Molecule: messenger RNA, 801 nt
Organism: Uncinocarpus reesii 1704
Lineage: Eukaryota; Fungi; Ascomycota; Eurotiomycetes; Onygenales; Onygenaceae
Exons: 2
Coding region: 1-801 (266 amino acids)
Biological process (GO): regulation of lipid metabolic process
Cellular component (GO): mitochondrion
Source: RefSeq, a predicted model, not a curated record
AUGGCAAGCAUCACGCUCAAAAUAUCCUCCCUCAUUAUCCGCACGCUUUCAAAGCCUAUUGCUAACCAAAUCAAAGCGCAAGCGCGAGAACAUGAACGCUUUCGUCGCAUCUGUGUAUCUUUCGCCCAGACCAUUCACCGGGUCGAUAUGCGACUGCGACUCGGCCUACUCCAGAAUAGCGCUCAACUAGAGAAACAAGCCGCUCGUGAGGCAGCGGAAGUUGCGAAAAAACGCAAAAGCCAAGUCCCUACGGUGAAGACCGAAUCGCAGCUGAAAGCGGAUGAGGCAACAAUCGCAAAGGAGAAAGAAAAGGCUCUGGAUCCUCCUAAACCACGGAUACGACCGCUUUCUGAGGCUAAAGCGAUUGACACGGGAGCAAAUUUCAUAAGCGAGACGUUCCUAUUCAUGGUUGCCGGAAGCCUUAUCGUGUUUGAGUCAUGGAGAUCCCGUAGAAAGGCUACGUCGAGAAGGGAGGACGUAGCAGAACGUUUGAGCGAUCUGGAGGAAUCUGAAAGGGCCGCCAGACAAGGCCUCAUUACCUUGGAAAAAGAAGUUUUGCGGUUACGAGCUCAGCUGGACAAGAUACCCCCAAAAAAAUUACAACGGAUCCUCCCAGAGGCAAUUCGGAACGUCGACGAAGAGCCGGAAGAGCCCAAUCCCCAAAGUUUACUGGACAAAAUUUACAGCAAAUUCCAGUGGCUUCGGGAUACCACCCAAAAGCAAGAACCACAGAGUUUGGGGACGGACACUGCCAUUCAACCAUCUACCCAAACCUCUCCAACUCUUGGAGUCACCAAGUGA